ACGGCCAAAGUCUUGCCGCACUCAACAUCGCGUCUGUCCUCUUUGUCAUGCAAAACUGGCUGGACAGAGAGACAGGACCGACCGCGCAUCAUCCUCCCGAGGCUUCUUCAAUGGGACACUAAACAAAGGGUGCACUCUUUGUCUGGGCAGAUCCUUUUUCCAUUUCAACCACCCAGAAGAGGCGAAUCGCAUAAAGAACAUGCUGCCAAAGAAGACUGCAGGGCCAGCGCUGUCCUUCAAUACGGAUGCAACAAAGCUUCAUUCCAAUGGUGGCUCAUUGGGUGGACCCAUUGUCAAUGGCACUCGCUCGAAGGCGGAGCUUCGGGAGUUGAUGGAGAGCUUACAGCGCAGGAAAUCCACUCUGGAGGCCAGAUUGAAGGCCAAUUCAGACCGUGGCUACCUCACUUUAUCCCCACCCCCUAGUCCCCAGUCAGCUUCCUCCUAUCUACAGGAGCGUCCACAACUUUCCAUCAGAGUCCCCUCUCCUUACACGCCCACCAGUAGCCUGAGCAUGCCACCAUCCCCACACCUGUCGGAGCGCCCCAUAAGUUCAGUCCCAAGCCAACCUUGCGCACAACACCAAUCACAGGACAGCCUGUUGCUUUGCCACUCUUCUGAAGUUUACCAUCCAAAUACUACCACCUCACUCCUCUCCAUGUGGAAAGUUUCCUCUUCUUCCUGCAUGACCAAUGCUCUUCCUCCAUCUCAUCGAGGUCCAAGUGGGGCAGCUAGCAUGCCCUCCAGCCCUCGCUUGGGACGUAGGCUGAAAUUGCGAGAGGGGGAGUCUGCCAUGGAACCAUUGCUCCGGCAGAGAAAAUACUCCUCCGGCUCACUAAAUGGCCUAGGUGGGCAUAGUCGUUCUUUGCCCAGGCUGUAUCGAGGGGAUGCUCCAAUGCUUUCUUUGCCACCACGCCGCACUACCAAGCCACGCUGCAGCCUUCCUUCAUCAGAGAAACCACCAGAUGUGACCGUGAUAGCCAACAUGCCUGGCAGUCCUCGCAGGGCCAGCCUCUGUUCCGUGGGCUCUGCGCCGUGUUUGGACCAGGGAGUUAGGGAAAGGCGGCUUUCAUUUGGUAAAGGAGGGCUGGGACCAGGCAUGGGGCAGAGGAGAGGCAGUAUCAGUUCGCUCAGUGGAAAAGAAGAGCUCAGAGAUUAUCAUCAGAGACAAAGAGAUGAGAGACUGAGAGAACAGGAAGUGGAAAGACUGGAGCGCCAACGCCUCGAGACCAUCCUUUGCCUGUGUUCUGAGCUGGGCCGCACUGAUCUCAGUCGGGUGGAGACCGACUCUGGCGUCUCGCCAAUUUCUGACCUGCAGAAGAUCAACCGAGAGCUGGAGAAGCUUCAGGUGUCUGACGAUGAAUCUGUGUUUUCUGACUCAACCACAGGAGUAUCUAUGGAUAGCAGAUUUUUGGGUAAGGCUCGUGGUGAGAUCCUGACUCAGAGAGAGCGUAGACUCAGUGAACACAGGGAGACCAGACCUCAGUCACCCACCACCAGCCUACAGAGCUCAGUCCCCUCUCCUUCUCCACACCUCUGCAGCAAGCAGGCGUCUGAAGACAUGCAGCUGAGGCAGGAAGUGACACGUAUAGAAGAAGAGAGAAUUCAGGUGCUCAACAACAUUGAGGAACUGGAACAGAAGAUAAGAGAUCUAGACACACAGAUGGAUGAGUCCAUUAGAGAGAUGGAGGUAGAGAGGGCUCUCUUGGAUGGUGAGCAAGAGGCAGAGGUGGCUCAACUACAAAGCGAUAAGGAAAUGCUAGAGCAGCUCAAUGAAAAACUGGGCACCAUGGAGAAACAUGCUCAAACCAAACAAACUCAGGACAAAGCCCUGUUGGAGGCUCAGAGAGUUAAAGUAGAGAGGCUAGCUGAGAUGAUCUCAGAACAGAAGAUCCAGUUGGACACCUGUCCUGAAGCACUGAAGGAGCUGCUCCAAAAUCAGAUAUCCAGGCUCUGGAGAGACCGUUUGUUCUUGUUGGACACUGAAGCCUUGGAAGCCGCGGCGAAGCGUUUUGAAGAUCUGGAGUUUCAGCAGCUGGAAAAAGAGAGCCGACAAGAUGAAGAGAAAGAAUCACAGACACAGCAGCUGCUUAGAGAGAUUGCAGAAUAUCAAAGAUCUGUUGUCACUCGAAAGGAAAAGCUGCUUACCCUGAAGAAGCAGUCGACCCAGAUAACCCAGCAGGCACAGCGGGAAAAGGAAAGCUUCUUGAAAGAGAAGAGCAACGUCAUUAAUAUGCUGCAGAGGGAACGCAAGAACAUUUCAUCUUUGGAAAGGAAGUACUCUGAGCUGACAGGUGGUCAGGCCUUCCCCCUUAACCCUGUGUCCAUGAAGGAGCAUUUUCGCUCUCUGGACGAGAGGAGGCAGAGCAAUGGCAGUAAGGAGGGCGGAGCUCUGCUGAGUGACAGCGUAGUGUCCCGUAAAGGAGUGAGGCAGAGUUCCAGGACCAUAAGCAACUCUACAAAUAGUCGCAUUCUGUCUCCCAAGCCUCAUAUGCCACUGUCUCAAAGCUCUAGCUGUGGUACUGUACUCCCCCGCACUCUGUCGGUCACCUCUCGUGACUUAGACACACGCCGACUGCUCAAGGCAGGUCAGCUGUAUCUUAAUGAAGAUAGGCAGAGACUGAGUGAGAUGUCCAACAGGGCGGUUUCUGAAUCAAUUGUGUACCUGGAACCGUUCCAUUACCUGGAUAAUGGACACAACUUUGACACACUGAGCAUGGACAGUUCAGAAAGCCUGGAGACCAGCAUUUCAGCCUGUUCACCUGCCAACAAUUCCAGUGCCAGCACAGCUAAUAUGGCUAAGAUAGAGGAGAUGGGACACAUGCUCAGAGAAGCCCAGGCUGAGAAGAACCGAAUACUGGAGCACAGGGAGCUAGAGAUGGAGUUGCGCAGGCAGGCUCUUGAGGACGAGAGGAGAAGAAGGGAGGAGUUAGAGAGGAGACUGCAAGAGGAGACGAAUAGACGACAGAAACUAGUGGAGAGAGAGUCUUGUCCGUUAACACGGUACCUGCCAGUGAGAAAGGAUGACUUUGACUUGAGAGGUCACAUCGAGGCGGCUGGUCACCAUCCAGAAACUUGUUUUCACUUGGCCAUAACUGAGAAGACCUGCAGGGGGUUCCUGGUUAAAAUGGGCGGGAAAAUUAAAACCUGGAAGAAGCGCUGGUUCGUUUUUGACCGCAAUCGCAGGACGCUGGCAUAUUAUGCUGAUAAACAUGAAACCAAAAUGAAAGGUGUGAUCUAUUUCCAAGCCAUAGAGGAAGUGUAUUAUGACCACCUAAAGAACGCACACAAGAGCCCAAAUUCCUCCCUGACAUUCAGUGUAAAGACACAUGACCGAGUUUAUUACAUGGUGGCUCCAUCUCCAGAGACCAUGAGAAUUUGGAUGGAUGUCAUAGUCACGGGAGCGGAGGGAAAUACACACUUCCUGGUCUGAGCAUAUUUGUUAAAAAACAUUUAUCAAGCCCAAAGUGAAAUGAGUCCUGGUACUGCACUACCAACAUUCUGAAGCGGUUCCUUUAAUAAACAAUACUCUUUUAUACAUACUGAUCAUCAAAUUAGCAGUGCAGAUUUGCAGUCAUCCGGGAUGUAAAGUGCUUUACCCACCAUCUCAUGUAUCGGAUUUCAGAGGCAGCUUUCAGCUUUCAAAAGUACAAUACAACAGCUCGAUUUAUCUUUUUUUCUUUUUAUAUAUUCUGCCCCAUUUUCACCACUUCCAAUGUUGAGACUCAGGACAGCACUCUGUAAAUGUAGGAAAUCACUCUCAUGGUCUCUACAAGAAUUCUGCACACUUGCAAACUCUUAAUGAAGCUUUGACCUGGAUAUACCUCAAAGAAAUAGUUAAUUCUAUUUUUCAUAAUUAAAAUGAGACACCAAAGACAAAAAUAUUUCUGAUGUGCCAUACGGACUAAAAAACCAUAUCAGUAUUGUGGUCAGGGUAUUGUUCAGCAGUAUCCCCUGCGACUUGAAAUAUAUAUUUUUUAAUCUUUAAAAUACCUUGUAUUUGUUUUUAUGUUUAUUUUAUAUUUGUCCCAUAUAUUAUAUUUGUUAUACUGUAUUUGUUUUUCCAAAGUGCCUUAUUGAGCAUGUGUAGUGAAUUGCUGCCUAAAUAUUAAGCUAUUUACUUGGCACAGAUAUGUAUAGCGAUAAAAAUGACUGUGGUUAUUAGUGCUAUUUUUUAUGUACUAAUUGUGCCUCUGUAACGGGAGCCAGCUGGUAUGUGAUAGCCUCCUCGCUAGCGUGCCUGCCUCCCAUGCCGGAGAUGCUGGUUUGAAUACCACUCGGAGCAGGUCGUGCAGGACCGGUUACAUCUCCACGUUGCUCAAGAACAUUCCAGAUGGAAGCGCACCCUUACAAAACUGUGAUAAUUGAUUGUUUUACUGGCACGAUAACUGAUUAAUUUCACAUGAAAAUGAGCUUUGCGGCAAAACUUGUUUCCAAAGGUUUGCCACAGAAGUGUUUGCCAGAAGUCCAUUGCAAAUUGGCAAAUUGUCCACUGUUGCCAAAGGUUUGCUACUGCAGGUUCCACUACUGGUGAAGAGCUGCAACACCCUGGCAAACAUUUACGGAAAAUCGCAAGCUUGUCUGCAUGUGAAAAUAAUGAGUGGAAAAUUUGCGGCAAGUUUGCAGCUAGUUUGUGGGAAUCUGUAUUUUGUGAAAGAGUAUAGCACACCAAAAACAAGAGUUGCGUACCAAAACGCACACCCCUGCACUAUGCCGUUUUGUAGUGCAAGUGGUGCGAGUAGUGUGUUAACACUGAAAAUGCAACAAAAGAAGUGUACUACGAGUACCCGAAUAAUGCACUUCUUUGUGUGGAAAGUCUUCAUGCACUCAACAGUCGCAGCUUGGCGGUUGCCUGGCUGAAAUGCUGGUCUAAUUAUAACAAUUGUAAAUAAUAGAGAAUGUGGCAACAAGCAAAACUUCAGUGUAGACAGCACCUUACAAAUGUGAGUGAAAUGCUUUACAAGCACUCCAAGCUGUGGGAAUAUGUACGUUGUUUGAGAUACAAGUGUUAAACUGAAGUUGGCUAAUGCGCUAAAGCUAGCAGCAACACAUCACAUACGUCACUUUCAUCAGCUGCUAAAAGCGAAUGCUUCAGUGUAGUAAAAAAACCUUAAGUGUUCCAUUUGGGACGAUACUACACUUCAAGAAUGUUUUCACUACUUGGCUGAGUGCAGAGUCUAUUGUCAGGGGCGGAUUAUGACUAGCAAGGGACCCGGGGCCAAUUUUCUUUUUGGCCAUUUUAAUACUUGUUCUGUUAUUUACAGUCAGAUUCAUUCAAACACAGCACAGAUGUGGUGAAGAAUCCACUCAACCGAAUCACGUUCGCUGAACAGCCAAUGUUCUUAAAGACACAUUUUAACAUUUUAACAAUGUAAAUACUACAAAUUAUGCACACAAUAAACAAGCAUGUAACAAAACGUGUGAUAAAUGUGUAAACGGCCUAUAGUUAAUGGGGCAAUAAUACAUUAUGAAAUAUUUUAACUUCAUUAAACACUUUACAUAUUGAAGAAUUUAACAAAUAUACUCCUACGGUAUCUACGCAUUGGUUUGGUGAGACUUGUGGUUGUGUGUGGUGAUGAUUCUAAACGAGAAUGCCCCCAAAGUUGCCACCCUGCAUGCCUAAAUUCACCACUGACCAUUAUUAUUCUAUCAUCCAUAAAAGCCCUGUGAAGACAUAAUUUAAGUCAAAAUCCCCUAAACUACAUUACAUUGACAGAAUAUUUAAAUGAGCUAUGAGUCUUGAAUGUUUUGAAUGUUCAUGAUUUCAAACUUCAUCUGUCAAAAUGUACACUCAAGACCUUUUAUCUGCUUUAAGAUGCUCUCUUCUUUCUUUCUUUGUACUCUCAGAACUUUUGUACCACAAAAAUAAAAUAUCAAUAUCUUCUUUUUCCCAACCACCUAACCCAAGUUAUUGGGGCCCUCAAAGUCACAGGGACCUGUUGAGGGGAGUUAAAUAAGCUAUGGGUCCCACAUAUUUAAGAAUAUAUACAUUUGUUUUCAAAGUUGAUGGGCUGCGAGUCCUUGCAGCCUAGGGCCCUCCCGGGCCCCUGGGUACUGGCCCCACUGGCUCAGUCUGUAAUUCACCUAUGCCUAUUGUGUUAGUGCAUAGUGUAAAGUGUGUCAUUUGUGACAAAGGUAAGCUGAAUUUGUAUUACAUAUUGUAUUACUGUUUUAUAUGCAACUGAACUGGAUUUCUUACAGUUUAAUUAAAAGUUUAAUUUCAUCAGCUUAAUCCACAACAUCCACACUAUUCUGUUUUCAAUUUCCUAAAUUUAUUGUUUUCCAAAGUAUGCAGUCAUGGAGAGCGUCUUCGAUACACUUAAUUUUCGGUGAAAGAAAACGCUUUCUAUUGUGGAUGAGAGGUGUAAAUGUAUCCAAAUUAAUGUGUGGACGUGGCCUUGACAUUAAGAAGAAUUUUCAAGCUAUUGACCAAGCGCUCUGUAAUAGUUUGCAUUGACAGUGUAGUACUACAACUAACCAGCAGAGGGCGGCUAGAGGCAUGCAAUGUCAAGAAUCUUUUGUGACCCCAUGUUGAACACUUUGUUUUUAAUAGUUUGUUUGCCAAAGAAACAAUAUGCAUGUCACUACGGAAGCCCAGAAGUGCCAUUUACAGAAGAAUGAAGGACUAAAUUAUCAAUCUAUUAAUUUGAAAAUAAAAAUUUGAAUAAAUAAACCAAUUUAUAAAUGGACAAAUAAAUGUCAUUAUAUUUAACAAUAAAACUGUGUAUU
Molecule: messenger RNA, 6726 nt
Organism: Xyrauchen texanus (razorback sucker)
Lineage: Eukaryota; Metazoa; Chordata; Actinopteri; Cypriniformes; Catostomidae
Gene: phldb2a
Product: pleckstrin homology-like domain, family B, member 2a
Exons: 19
Coding region: 200-3430 (1076 amino acids)
Biological process (GO): regulation of microtubule cytoskeleton organization
Cellular component (GO): basal cortex
Source: RefSeq, a predicted model, not a curated record